Messenger RNA from Cynara cardunculus var. scolymus (artichoke), 2218 nucleotides. Its product is annotated as serine/threonine-protein kinase D6PK-like. The record is from RefSeq and is a predicted model, not a curated record. The transcript is spliced from 4 exons. Gene Ontology annotation, cellular component: nucleus; plasma membrane; cytoplasm. Gene Ontology annotation, biological process: protein phosphorylation. Bases 225 to 2057 code for a protein of 610 amino acids. Gene Ontology annotation, molecular function: protein serine/threonine kinase activity; ATP binding. NCBI's taxonomy places the organism in Eukaryota, Viridiplantae, Streptophyta, Magnoliopsida, Asterales, Asteraceae.
ACCGUAUUCUUUUUAUUCCCCAAACAAAACCCACAAAAUUCCCCAAAUGAUUCGACGAAUUCUGAUCGAAAUCCAUUCUGGGUCUUGAUCUUGAUCUUGUUCUUGUUCUUGUUUCGAUCACAUCUGAAAAGAGUUGCCCAGAGAUCACCAGUUCUCUACUUUCACUUUCUUUAUACAGGCACAGCUGCUAUGAAUCUUUAACCAGGGUGGUUGAAUCGGUUUAGAUGGAUUUCCUUGUUGAUGGGGUUGGUUCUUUGCCAACCACCCAUAACUCUGCAACCAUAUUACCUUUCACUUCGCCGGCGAAAAUCCGGCCACCUCAUCCGCCGCCGUCUUCAAAACCCGAAGGAUCUCCAUCUUCAUCCCAUUUGAUAGCAGCGACAUGUACGGAUUCAGUUGGCAGUUCGAAACUUUCUUAUAAAACCACAUAUGAUUUCAUUCAAAAGGAGAUCGUACCUGCAACACCUUCGAAAGAUGUUGCACCCAAUGAGGUCCUUGAUCAAACCGCAAAAGAGUACUUUCAUAAACAAAUUAUGGAGUUAGAAUCUAAAUCUGCCAGUAAGCAGCCCAUUAAUGAACCAGAGAGGCUGGAACCAGCUGGGUUCAAUACAAGCCCACAAAGCAGUUUACAUUCUGCCACACAGUUUACAGAAGCCAAAGAAAGCUUCACUAGCACAGAAGUCAGUGAGUUUGCAAGUACUGUCGAGAAAGCGGUCGGAAAUGGCCAAGCCAGCGAAUCAUGUGAUUACGUUGAAAGCAGCAAAACGAGCGUAUAUAGGGGAAGCACCGGGAGUGAUCUAAGUGAUGACAGUAGCUCGAGUAGCUUCAAUAGUGCCAUUUACAAACCCCAUAAGCAAAAUGACACUAGAUGGGAAGCUAUUCAAGUCGUUCGAUCCAAAAAUGAGACGGGUUUGCUAGAAAUGAAGCAUUUUAGACAUUUGAAGAGAUUGGGAUGUGGUGAUAUCGGAAGUGUUUAUCUCUCGGAGUUGAUCGGAACUCGAAACUUCUUUGCCAUGAAGGUAAUGGAUAAGGUGGCUCUCGCCAGCCGGAAUAAGCUCUUGAGGGCACAAACCGAAAGAGAAAUCUUGCAAUCUUUGGAUCAUCCAUUUCUGCCCACUUUAUAUGCACAUUUCGACACCGAGAAGCUGUCUUGCUUGGUGAUGGAGUAUUGCCCUGGUGGCGAUUUGCACGCUCUCCGCCAGAAACAAUCUGGGAAGUAUUUUUCCGAGCAUGCAGCCCGGUUUUAUGUAGCAGAAGUUCUCCUUGCUUUGGAGUAUCUGCAUAUGCUUGGGAUCAUUUACAGAGACCUGAAACCGGAGAAUGUUUUAGUCCGGGAAGACGGUCACAUAAUGCUCUCGGACUUUGAUCUCUCUUUGAGAUGCGUCGUGAACCCAAAACUGGUUCGGUCCGUGACCACUACCUUGGAACCGAAAAGCUCAGGUUCAUGUGUCCAGCCCGCUUGUAUGGAGCCAUCUUGCAUGAUCCAGCCAUCCUGCAUCCAACCUUCUUGUUUCGGUCCGCGCUUCAUGAACAAGCCCAAGAAAGAAAAGAGGUCGAAACCCAAAACCGAAAUAUACAACCAAGUGAUCCCGCUGCCGGAACUGAUCGCCGAGCCGACGAACGCACGGUCGAUGUCGUUUGUCGGGACCCACGAGUAUCUGGCACCGGAGAUCAUCAAGGGGGAAGGGCAUGGGAGUGCUGUCGAUUGGUGGACAUUCGGGAUAUUUCUUUACGAGCUUUUGUUCGGGAAAACUCCGUUCAAAGGGGCAAGUAACCGAGCGACUUUGUUCAACGUGGUCGGGCAUCCGUUGAGAUUUCCGGAAUCGCCAUCGGUUAGUUUUGCUGCUCGGGAUUUGAUCAGGGGGUUACUGGUGAAAGAACCGCAACAUCGACUCGCGUAUAGAAGAGGAGCGACGGAGAUCAAACAGCACCCAUUUUUUCAGAGUGUGAAUUGGGCGCUUAUCCGGUGUGCUACUCCACCGGACGUACCCGUUCCGUCGCCGGAGGAAGUAGAUGUGAAGCCUUCCGGCAGCUACGUAGAGAUUGAUUUCUUUUAGAAUGGAGAUUGAAAUUUUGUAAAGAAUGUGGUGGGAAAAUGAAUCUUGUGUGUGUUGCUAUGUUUAUGUGGUUGGAUUGAGCCAAGAGGUAAAACUGUAAAACAAUUUUCACCGUAUCAGUGGUGGUGUCUAGUUCAGUUCGUAAAGGGAUAUGCCCUUUC